Messenger RNA from Hemibagrus wyckioides, 1281 nucleotides. It is a transcript of the gene spic, whose product is annotated as Spi-C transcription factor (Spi-1/PU.1 related). NCBI's taxonomy places the organism in Eukaryota, Metazoa, Chordata, Actinopteri, Siluriformes, Bagridae. Gene Ontology annotation, biological process: regulation of transcription by RNA polymerase II; cell differentiation. Gene Ontology annotation, molecular function: DNA-binding transcription factor activity, RNA polymerase II-specific; sequence-specific DNA binding. The record is from RefSeq and is a predicted model, not a curated record. The transcript has 5 exons. Gene Ontology annotation, cellular component: nucleus. The coding region runs from base 129 to 920 and encodes 263 amino acids.
AUAAAAAUCACUUGUCGUUCGAAAAAAACGCUCACAUAUGCCCGUUUGAUAAUAAUUAGCAGAACAGUGAGACGGUAACCUGCUGGAGAACACCUGGACUGAACACUCUGAGCACAGUUAGUGGCACCAUGCAGGGAUCUCUGGAUAAUGACAUUAAUCAGGAUUUUCAGGAUGCCAUUGAUGUGAUGCAGCGACACUCAGAAAUAUUCUACUAUGAUACAGACAGUAAAUACAGUGACAACCUCAGAAGUCACGAUUCUCCAGUGCAAUACUCAGUGUCUUGUUACCGCUACAUGCCUCACAAUGCAGGAUCGUCUGCUGCGUAUGACUGGGGUGAAGCACCAUCAUGGUCUCAUAUAGUACCAGAAGCGUCUCCAUGGGGAACCGCCGAACCUUCUGUGCUUUACCCGAUAAUACCUGAACGGCUCAGAAAAGGCCGCAAGAAGUUGCGUCUGUAUGAAUACCUUCACGAAGCACUGCACGAUGCCAGCAUGGUCGACUCCAUCCAGUGGACGGACCGCAGCACUGGGACAUUCCACUUCAUCUCCAAAAACAAAGAAAAGUUGGCUGAAUGCUGGGGCCAGCGCAAAGGCAACCGCAAAGCCAUGACCUACCAGAAAAUGGCACGGGCGCUACGCAACUACAGCCGCACGGGCGAGAUCGUGAAAGUGCGCCGCAAACUCACCUACCAGUUCAACCCGCUGAUCCUGCAGAGACUGGAGACCAUGAGCACAUCUGUUCCCUCAACACAAGAGCUCAUUCCUCACCACCAAAUCCCUGCUGAACAGGGCUACUACUGCUCAUCUGGAGCUGACUGGCACAACUGGUACGCACAAUGCCCUUACCCUGCAGAGUACGACUUCACAUCUGCACUGACGUCAACAGAAAGCCUGAAAACACACAACCCAUCUCAGGGAUGAGAAAACUGUGAGAUGUUUCUGUUCCUGACACUGAAAACCUGCCUGCAAACUGAGGGCAUUAAACGCUAUGCAGUUAACCUGACUGCAAUGUGUUCUGUAGUCCUGUAAUGCUGAACAGCACAGGAACACAUGCUAGGGAUAUAAAACAUCCUAGAGCUAGAAAAAAACCCUAAACGUUUAAUAAACAAACGUUUAUUAUUUGUUUUUGUGUACUCAAUUAUAUCUAAAAUUGUAAGUUCCUAUUCACUGUAUUUCACUGAAAACCUGUAGGGAAAAACAUGAAGUAAAUAUUUGUUUUGAAUGUACAUGAAUGUAAACAUGCUGUAUUUAAUUUUUGUAAACAUUCAAAUAAAACUGUAUC